AUGGAAGAAUAUGAUUUUUAUAAUGUUAAAGAAUCACCAUCAAUUUAUUCAAUAAGUAGUGAAUCUAAUGAUAGUUUAGUUGAUGAAAAAGAAUGGAUUGUUUUAAAUGAAAUAAUGAAUUCUCCAUUUUUUACAGGAUCAUUUAAUGGAAAAGAAGAAUUGGUUGAAGUUUCACCAAAUGAAUUUUUAUUAUCUCCAACUUUUUCAGCAAAAAGUUAUUCAUCAAAAUCUUCAAAUAAUUCGUCAUCAUCAAAAAAAUUUAAAGGUGAAUUAUCAGAUGAUGAACUAGAUUAUUUACUUGAAAAACAAGAAAAGCAAAAAGUUUAUUCUGAAACAAGUUUCUAUUCAGCUGGAUACAAAUCAUUAAUUCUAACACCAGAAUUUUUAAUAUCCUUAAGUGUUUUCUCAAAAAAUAUGAAUUGGAUUUCAAAAGAAGUUGCUGUAAAAUGUAUUCAAUCAUCCCAGACAAUUACUCAAAUUAUUAGAAGUCAAUGCGGAACUAUUUCAGGUUUAUCAUCAAACUCACAGAGUUUCAAUAAUUGUGAAGUUGAUUUUUAG
Molecule: messenger RNA, 558 nt
Organism: Dictyostelium discoideum AX4
Lineage: Eukaryota; Evosea; Eumycetozoa; Dictyosteliales; Dictyosteliaceae
Exons: 2
Coding region: 1-558 (185 amino acids)
Source: RefSeq, a predicted model, not a curated record